AUGAGUAAUUCAACGGCUUCAAACGAUCCCCCACUAUUUGUAUCCACAGAAACACCAGAAGAACGUAAGAAGCGAUUUCUAUUAUCUCAUGAUGUUCAAUAUGAAAGGGAGAGGGAUAAAGAUGAUGCUACAAAACGUUUUCAAUAUUUGUUAGGUUUAUCUCAAUUAUUUCGUAAAUUUAUUGAUUUAAAUGCAAGUAAAGAUGCAGAAUUUAAGAAAAGAGUUCGUCAAGUUGAUUCAUUACAAAAGUUUAAAGAAAAAGAAAAGAAAACUAAAUCUAAAAGAAGAAGAAAAACCGAAAAAGAAGAAGAUGCUGAAUUGUUACAAGACGAAGAACAUCAAGAUGAAGAAGAUCAGCAGCAUACUGUUUUUACUGAAUCUCCAUCUUAUGUUAAAGAAGGUAAAUUAAGAGAAUAUCAAAUCCAAGGUUUAAAUUGGUUAAUAUCCUUAUAUGAGAAUAGAUUAAGUGGUAUAUUAGCUGAUGAAAUGGGUUUGGGAAAAACCCUUCAAACUAUUUCUUUUCUUGGUUAUCUUAGAUAUGUUAGACAUAUUGAUGGUCCAUUUAUUGUUAUUGUUCCUAAAAGUACCCUUGAUAAUUGGAGACGAGAAUUUGCAAAAUGGACUCCUAGUGUUAAUGUUUUGGUAUUACAAGGUGAUAUGAAACAAAGAAAUAAACUUGUUAAAGAACAAGUUUUACAAGCUAAAUUCGAUGUAUUAAUCACAUCAUAUGAAAUUGUUUUACGUGAAAAAACUCAAUUAAAAAAGAUUAAAUGGGAAUAUAUAGUUGUUGAUGAAGCUCAUAGGAUUAAAAAUGACCAAUCUUUAUUAUCACAAAUUAUUAGAUUAUUUUAUUCAAGAAAUAGAUUAUUAAUUACCGGUACCCCUCUUCAAAAUAAUCUUCAUGAAUUAUGGGCAUUAUUAAACUUUUUAUUACCCGAUGUAUUUGGUGAUUCAGAACAAUUUGAUGAAACAUUUGAUAAUAGUGGUUCUUCAGAAGAGGAUAAACAACUUAAACAAGAUAAAUCAAUUCAAGAACUACACCAAUUAUUAGAUCCAUUUUUAUUAAGAAGAGUUAAAAGUGAUGUAGAAAAAUCAUUAUUACCUAAAAUUGAAGUUAAUGUUUAUACUGGUAUGUCAGAAAUGCAAAUUCAAUGGUAUAAAAAAUUAUUGGAAAAAGAUAUUGAUGCAGUUAAUGGAGUUGUUGGAAAAAGGGAAGGUAAAACAAGAUUACUUAAUAUUGUCAUGCAGUUGAGGAAAUGUUGUAAUCACCCUUAUCUUUUCGACGGAGCUGAACCAGGACCUCCAUUUACUACAGAUGAACAUCUAAUCUUCAAUUGUGGUAAGUUGAUCAUAUUAGAUAAAAUGUUGAAGAAAUUUAAAGCUGAAGGUUCAAGAGUUUUAAUAUUUAGUCAAAUGAGUAGAUUAUUAGAUAUACUUGAAGAUUAUUGUUAUUUCAGAGAAUAUGAAUAUUGCCGUAUUGAUGGUUCUACUGCUCAUGAAGAUAGAAUUGAUGCAAUUGAUGAAUAUAAUGCUCCUAAUUCAAGUAAGUUCGUUUUCCUUCUUACAACAAGAGCAGGUGGUUUAGGUAUAAAUUUAACAUCAGCUGAUAUUGUUAUAUUAUAUGAUACAGAUUGGAAUCCACAAGUUGAUUUACAAGCCAUGGAUAGAGCUCAUCGUAUAGGACAAAAAAAACAAGUUAAAGUAUAUAGAUUUAUUACAGAAGAUGCUAUUGAAGAAAAAGUUUUAGAAAGAGCUGCUCAGAAAUUAAGAUUGGAUCAAUUGGUUAUUCAACAAGGUAGGCAAAUUACAAAUAAUAUUGGAAGUACUAAAGAUGAUUUAAUUGGUAUGAUUCAACAUGGUGCUAAAUCUGUUUUUGAAAAAUCUGAAGGUAAACAAAAUUCAUUAACGGAUGAUGAUAUUGAAGGAAUUUUAAAAAGAGGUGCAGAGAAAACAGCAGAAUUAAAUAAUAAAUAUAAUAAACUAGGGUUAGAAGAUUUACAAAACUUUGCGUCUGACGGUUCAGCUUAUGAAUGGAAUGGUCAAGAUUUUAGAAAAACUCAUGGCUCAGGUUUAGGUGCUAACUGGAUUAAUCCAUCAAAAAGAGUUAGAUCUCAACAUACAUAUUCAGUUGAUAAUUAUUAUAAAGACGUUUUAAAAGCACCAGUGGCAACUAAAGAUAAGCAAAAAGUAUUAACUAGACCAAAAGCUCCAAAAACUUUUAAUAUUCAAGAUCAUCAAUUUUUCCCAAAUGGUUUACAAGAACUUUUAGAAAGAGAACAAUUGGCAUAUAAAAAAGAAAUUGGAUUUGAAUAUUCAAUUGAUGAUUUUGGAGAUUCAGAUGAAGAAUUCAUUGUUGAUGAAGAUAAAGAUGAAUUAUCAAGAGUUGAAAAGAGAAAUAUUGAACAAAAGAAGGUUGAUGAAGCAGAACCAUUAACUGAAGAAGAAGUUGAAUUGAAAAAUAAAUUAUUGGAAGAAUCAUUUGUUGAUUGGUCAAAAAGAGAUUUUACUACAUUUAUUCAUUCUACUGCAAAAUAUGGAAGAGAAGCAUAUGCAAAAAUUGCUAAAACACUUGGUAAAACUCCUGAAGAUGUUGAAAGAUAUUCUAAUAAAUUUUGGACAGAUUAUAAACUAAUUGAUGGUUAUGAAAAAUAUUUAUCACAAAUUGAUACUAUGGAAAAGAAGAAGGAAAAAUUGUUUAAUCAACAACAAUUAUUAUCUAAAAAAUUAGCCGAAUUAAGAGAUCCACUUGAUGAAUUAAAAGUUCAAUAUCCACCAAAUAAUUCAAAACGUGUUUAUUCACAAAUUGAAGAUAAAUUUUUAUUAAAUUGUGUUAAUAAAUAUGGUUUACAAACUGAACAUUUAUAUGAAAAAAUUAAAAAUGAUAUAAUUAGAAGCGAUUUAUUUAAAUUUGAUUGGUAUUUCCAAUCAAGAACUCCUCAAGAAAUUGGUAGAAGAAUAACAACUUUAUUAUUGGCAAUUUCAAAAGAAGCUGAAGGUCCAAAUGUAAAAAAGAGAAAAAACCAAGAAAGUAAUAAUAGUUCAAGAAUUGGAAGUAUUGAACCAGGAAAUGAAGAAGAAAAUAAAAGAGCUAAAAUAUAUAUUAAUCAAUAUUAA
Insectozyma verbasci is the source of this 3114-nucleotide messenger RNA. The record is from the annotation of a GenBank genome assembly. NCBI's taxonomy places the organism in Eukaryota, Fungi, Ascomycota, Pichiomycetes, Serinales, Debaryomycetaceae.